AGUCUAUCAGUUAGUCAGAGUUUCUCGUAACUAGUGGAGGUGCUGAUUAAGUGCGAUUCGUUUUGUCGUUUGUUUUUUUUUUUCUCGUUUUCGUUGUGGCGGUCUUCUUGAGUGUUAGGAAAACGUUUUGUUUUUGCAAAUCAAACAAAUAAACAAAAAUAUUUUGUUUUGUGAAACUGAAAUCUAACCAAAAUUGGAAUAUUCCCAUAAAGAGAACCUCGUUUCUGAAGAUAAUUGAUUUGUGAUCGAUAAGAGCGCUAUUAAGACAUCAAAAAAAUAAAUAAAUAAUACGUAAUAUAGCCAUAAUCAGUGAAGAAUUAUCUGGAAUCGGUCAUAGAGAAAUUUUGUCCAGUUUCAAUGCUUAUUUGGUAAUUUCGAAGAAAUCUGCAUUCUGUCAUCUUGGAUAGUUAGUCAUUGCUGCAUUCAUUUACAGUUCGUGAACAUUGAAAUUCCAAAAAUCUUGAAAAUAGUGUUUAUCAUUCUAACGGUGUACCGGCAUUUUUAAUAAGUCCUAACGGAGGAACCAAACCCAACAAACAACAUUUAUAACCGAAGAUAGGAAAUACAAAUGCUAAACAACAACUACAACACUUUUUUGGAAGCCCUCAUAAUUUAAGCUGAUUAAAAGACCGGAAUACAGACGAAAGAACACCAAUCAAACACCAUCACGCAGACAUCUUAGACUCUAACUAAGCGGAAACAAAAACAUCGUUCAGCACAAUCCGAAAAUCGCAUGAAAUAAAUUAUUACAGCAAGUCAUUAAGUGAUUAUCGCCGUCAUUGUUUUCUUAUUUGACCGACAAAAAAGAAGAAAACGUCAAGAGAAGAGGUAGAAGAAGAAGAAGAAGGCGGACGAAUAAACCAAGUCUGAGAGGAACGUGUGAAAUGCUAACGAAUCGUCUUCAUCAUGACAGCCUUUAAGUUAACCGAAGUGAAAGCUGACAUCUUCCAAAUUCCCCAGUCGUAUUCGUUGGCCUUUAGCAGCACCGCUGAUUUCUAUGCCGAAAAGGGCAAAUUAGCAUGGAAGGUCGGAGUGAUUUUUGGCCAGUACGAUGAACUUAGUAGCCAGUACAUUACGAGUGGUAACGUUGCCGUUUUGGAGGAUCAUGCCCGUUUUAUCUAUCUACUGGUGACCAAAGAUAACAUGUACCACAAGAGUAGCUAUGGCGAUGUGGAGGCAUCGCUGAUAUGUCUGCGACAUCAUAUGCAAAAUCAUGGGGUUCACAAAGUCGCCAUGCCCCGGAUCUGUUGCGGCAGUGAUGGUUUGGAAUGGCCACAAAUCAAGAAAAUGAUCUCAAGAAUUUUUGCACAAGAAUACAAUACGGAAAUUAUGAUUUGUAAUUAUCGACCGGCAAAGAUCACAACACCCAGAUGCCGUUUCACUGAGCAAAGGGGUAAUAAUGUGUCGGCACCGGAUAACUGUGCAGUGGUUCACACUAUCAGUGCAGAUUUUGCCAUGUGUCCCGGUAUUGGUGUCCAGUUCAAUUGCAAAAACACCCGUGUCACAGAACAACUGAGACAGGAUAAGCACACCGGCAAUGUGGCAGUACUGAAAGAUCAAAAUCGUUAUGUCUACAAUUUAGUGACCAAAGAACGGAAUCAUGAGCGCGGAACAUAUGUGGCAUUGUUUUAUGCUCUAAUUGCUACCAGAGAUCAUAUGCGUAAAAAUGGUGUCACCAAAUUGGCCAUACCACGCCUGGGUUGUGGCAUAGAUCGCCUGGAUUGGUUGCGUGUUCGAGACAUUUUGGAAAUUGUCUUUGUUGAGGAUGCUGUUGAAAUUAGAACAUAUGCCCAUGAGCCUUUGGUGUCUAUGGCCAGUCGUGAAUCCUUGCACAUGCAUUGUAUGUCCUGUAAGAGGGCUUUCUGACACGGGCGCAAAGCGUCGAAGCCGCUGCCGCAGAAAAAGCCACCCAUUUGGAAAUAAUGUGUUGUUAAAGCUUUAAAACAAACUUUACUAAAAUAGAAUUAGAAAUCUCACUUUUUUUGUGGCAAAUGAAAUUGGAUUGUCAUCAUCAAGGUGAAUAUUAGCUUUGGAUAUUAUGAUCAUCACAGACCUGGUCAUAAUUGGAACGAAAAACAGUCCACGUCAAAGUCAUAGCUGGAAAGUUUUAAUGGCAUCACAUCAGCCACCGUGAAAAAUGAUGGCGGGGAUGCAUGACAAUCAAAAUGAUGUCACUUGUUUAUAUCUUUUUUCGCACCUGUAACCAUUUUCCAUUGUAUUAUUGUAAUUAACUUAUACAAAAACAAAAAAAAAAGACAAAAAAAAAACGGAAAAAUAAAACUUCGUAUAUAUUUAUGUUUGUUUUUUGUGAAUAAUAAAUAUGUAUUUAGUUGUAAACAAAUUAAAAACGUA
Musca domestica (house fly) is the source of this 2352-nucleotide messenger RNA. RefSeq lists its product as uncharacterized. NCBI's taxonomy places the organism in Eukaryota, Metazoa, Arthropoda, Insecta, Diptera, Muscidae. The record is from RefSeq and is a predicted model, not a curated record. Gene Ontology annotation, biological process: peptidyl-glutamate ADP-deribosylation. The transcript is spliced from 5 exons. Bases 907 to 1866 code for a protein of 319 amino acids.